Molecule: messenger RNA, 864 nt
Organism: Funneliformis mosseae
Lineage: Eukaryota; Fungi; Glomeromycota; Glomeromycetes; Glomerales; Glomeraceae
Source: the annotation of a GenBank genome assembly
AUGCCAACAACUUCUCCUCAAAUUUGUGCACGUACCGGAUGUAAUAAGUCAAUAUACAUUGAAACAGGUGGUUUCAAGCAUCCUUAUUGUGGAAGAACAUGUGCCACUAACAUUAUCAGCAAAUCGAAUGCAUGUUUUAAUCCAAAUUGUACACGACAAAAGUAUAUAGGUCCAAAUAAUGUUCAAUUUGACUAUUGUGGAAGAAGUUGCGCAAGACAACAUCUUAGUUCAAAUGCACUUUCUGCACCUACUUGUUCUCGAACAAGCUGUCCUAAACGCGUAUAUACGGAUCCCCAAAAUAAGGCCAAGUUUCAUGCUUUUUGCUCUAAAAAUUGUUAUUGGUUAGAAUGUUCAACAUUAACCAACACAAAGUUAAGCUUAUUAAACGCAAAUGAUUUAGAUCACAUUUGGGCUCAUCAACGAUUCAUUUCAAUGUUACCUCAAGCUAAGAUUAAAGGAAUCUUUCGACUUCAAAUGCCCAAGAAUUUGGUUGAUGCUCAUCAAAAUCUUAAGAAACAAAUUGCUACGCAAAAUAAUUUGCCGUUGAAUAGAGUUACUCAUAAAAUGUUUCAUGGCACUAAACAUUCUUGUGAUCCUCUUCAAUAUAUUAACCGUCCUUCACCAGUUUGUUCAAGUAAUUGUGGACUAUGUGGAAUUGUUUCUAAGGGAAAUGUUUCUACUUUCUCAAAGUAUAAUGGACAAAUGUGGUUUGCCAACAAUGCUUCGAUUUCUUUGGGAUAUUGCAAUGGAGGAACUACCAAUGCUAUUUUUAUGGUAGAUGUUUUGGCACCAACUGCCAAUUCUAUAUUGAUUGUAAGUCAAAAUGCGGCUACUCUGCCACGUUUUAUGGUCGUGUUUCAAUAA